Letharia columbiana is the source of this 267-nucleotide messenger RNA. RefSeq lists its product as uncharacterized. The transcript has a single exon. NCBI's taxonomy places the organism in Eukaryota, Fungi, Ascomycota, Lecanoromycetes, Lecanorales, Parmeliaceae. Gene Ontology annotation, biological process: mycotoxin biosynthetic process. The coding region runs from base 1 to 267 and encodes 88 amino acids. The record is from RefSeq and is a predicted model, not a curated record.
AUGACACGCCAGAAUAUCAUGUGCCACGCCGAUGUUGGGCUGAUGAGCAACCACUGGAUCAAGAACUAUCCGCGUCCGUUUGCCAAUUUCAACACAUGGCAUAAAUGCAGGAAUUUCGAUGAGGUGCUGGACUUGGCGUAUAAGCACCAGGUACCGACGCCGCUGCCUGAAAAUUACACUUGGCCUGUAGUAGAAGGGAGUAGAAUUUGGGAUGAUGAGCCACAGCCGGGGGAGUGGGAGGGGAUGAUUGAGGGGUUUGGGAGUUGA